Fragaria vesca subsp. vesca is the source of this 1140-nucleotide messenger RNA. RefSeq names its product F-box/kelch-repeat protein At3g06240-like. Bases 1 to 1140 code for a protein of 379 amino acids. Gene Ontology annotation, molecular function: protein binding. The transcript has a single exon. The record is from RefSeq and is a predicted model, not a curated record. NCBI's taxonomy places the organism in Eukaryota, Viridiplantae, Streptophyta, Magnoliopsida, Rosales, Rosaceae.
AUGGCGGCUGUUGCGUUCUUACCCGAAGAGAUCAUACUACAAAUCGUGACUAGGCUACCGGUCAAAUCGGUGGGGCGAUGCAGAUGUGUAUCUACACGGUGGCGCUCUCUCUUCUCCGAUCCCCAUUUUGCGAAAUCGCACUUCCAGUUAGCCCCCAAGCAUCGAGCCCUAAUAUUUCAACACCUCAUGAAACUCGAAACCCUAGGUCUUGAUUUGAGUGAUACAACCUUGAUUGAGAAGGAAUCUCUGGUUCUCCGAAAUCUGAAUUCCCCUUUCCCUUUCCAUCACAAGAACGUCGAGUUUUUAGGCUCCUGCAAUGGGCUGGUGGCUGUACGUGUCAUUUGUCCAUCCAAUCAAGAAGAAGAAUGCUUUCUUAUAUGGAACCCAUCCACCGGGUUCUUCAAGAAAUUUCCCUGCCGCCGGGGUUUUAGUAAUCAUGAGUACAAAUCGGGGUUUGGGUAUGUGUCCAAAACCGACGAAUACAUACUUGUGAAGAAUGAUGCGAUCCUGUCGUCCAAGACUGAAACAUGGAAGCCCAUGGAAAUAUUGCCUCCCGGCGCCGACAUCUGGAUGUCACCUGGUGUGUUUUUCCGUGACGCACUGCAUUGGCUAGCGCGUUGUCGGCGUAGUCGGCGUUGUCGGCGUAGUCGGCGUAGUCGACCACAACGGGUAUGUCAUAUGUAUGCUUUCGAUUUAGAAAAGGAGGAGUUUUCGAUAAUGCAGCUGCCUAGUGCUCUUCAAACACUAGACAUCAGAACGUGGAACCAUGGUGUUACUCGUGAAGGGUGCUUGUAUGUAAUGGUCCACAAAAAUGUGUACAGGGAUGGUGAAUUGGACUAUUAUAUGGUUGAAUAUUGGGUCAUGAGAGACUAUGGCAACAAUGAUUCUUGGACUAGAUCAUUCGGCGUAAAGAUUCCCAGUCAGCCUGCACGAAAGCAUUGGUAUCUGUCGCUUGAAUCAAUUUCGGUUUCAGAGACUAGUGCAUUAGUGAGGAAUAGAUGUCCACUAGAACCAGAAAAUUCUAAACUCCUGUCUACCAGUCAUUAUCGUAAUGAAGAAGAGAACUCCGACAUCUAUGUGAUUGAGACUCAUGCACCGCAUGUGGUUGGAUAUGAAGAGAGUCUAUGUCGUCUUGAUUAG